AUGUCAGCCCUGGCUCAAGAAUGUGACCUCGGCGCUCUCGCCUAUCACAUUCUCCCACCAACCCACAUCUUCCCCGCCUUCCUCGAACGCAAAACCUCAACAUCGGUCAAAACCGGCGCCGCCGCCAACUUCGGCGCUCACUCGGUCAGCCUUCUUCAAGCCAUCUCACCGUCCACCAACAAUCGACCGCUUCUAGUUCUGAUAAAUCCGAAAAGUGGCGGAAAACAGGGCGUGAAGAUGUUGCAGAAGUUCGAAUAUCUGCUGAAUCCGCGACAGGUUUAUGAUUUGAGCAAAACUGGGCCCGAACCUGGGCUCACGCUGUUUUCCACCCUGGCUAAUUGUAAUAUUUUGGUUUGUGGUGGAGAUGGAACUAUUGGAUGGGUUUUGGAGUCGAUGGGUGAGUUGGGAGGGGCGAGCGGAAGCUUGCGGAAAGCUUCCGCGAAGUUAGCUUGACGUGGCCGCUACGCGGAAGCUCGAGCGGAGCGAUUGUAGACCGCAAGCUUCCGCUUUAGCGGCCACGUGGAUUUCUAUGAGGUAGAACGUCGGUAUUCUGUUCCGCGUCGUAGCAAUCCACGUGGCCGCUGACGCGGAUGCUUGCGGUCUACACUCGCUUCGCUCGACACAUGGCAAGGCGUCGCUGCUUGACAACACGAUUUACCUGUCAAGCAGCCAACCCUUGACAACUGAAAACUAGCUGUCAAGGCGUCGCUGCUUGAGGUGCAUCUUGUUUCCAAGCAGCCAGCCCUUGAAUUCUGAAUUUAGCUGGCAAGGCACUGCUGCUUGACAGGUGUAUCCUCAAGCAGCCAGCCCUUGACAACUCAGAUUAGCUGUCAAGGCGUCGCUGCUUGACAACACGAUAUACCUGUCAAGCAGCCAACCCUUGACAACUGAAAACUAGCUGUCAAGGCGUCGCUGCUUGACAACAAGAUAUACCUGUCAAGUAGCGACGCCUUGACCUCUGAACAUAGAUGUCAAGGCGUCGCUGCUUGAGGUGCAUCUUGGUUUCCAAGCAGCCAACCCUUGACAACUAAAAACUAGCUGUUAAGGCGUCGCUGCUUGAGGUGCAUCUUGUUUCCAAGCAGCCAACCCUUGACAACUAGCUGUCAAGGCGUCGCUGCUUGACAACAUGAUAUACCUGUCAAGCAGCCAACCCUUGACAACUGAAAACUGGCUGUCAAGGCGUCGCUGCUUGAGAACACGAUUCACCUGUCAAGCAGCCAACCCUUGACAUCUCGAAUUCUAGCUAUGCUGAAAAUUUCCAGACAAAAUCUCGUUCCCCUACGGUCGUCCACCGGUCGCGGUUCUUCCGCUCGGCACCGGCAACGAUUUGGCGCGUUGCCUCCGCUGGGGCGGAGGAUACGAGAAUGAGAGUCUGCACAAAAUUCUCGAGCAAAUCGAGAAGGCCACUCUGGUAAGUGUGUGAGCCAAGCCAAAAUCCGAUCUGAAAUUCAAAAUUUCAGAUCGAUAUGGAUCGAUGGCAGAUCAAUAUUGAGAACAAGGCUUCGAGAAGAGCCAGUGAGAAGGGCGAUCAGCCACCGUACAGUAUUAUCAAUAAUUAUUUUUCGAUUGGAGUGGUAGGUUACAGUACUCCGCAGCAGAGUACAGUACUCGAACUGCAAAAAUGUUUCUGCAGGACGCUUCCAUCGCUCACCGCUUCCAUGUGAUGCGCGAGAAGUUUCCGGAAAAAUUCAACAGUCGAAUGCGCAACAAACUAUGGUAUUUUGAAUUGGGAACCAGUGAGACGCUUUCGAGUUCGUGCAAAAAUCUUCACGAACAAAUUGAUAUACUGUGCGAUGGCGAAUCGAUUGAUCUUGGUGGGUUGACAUCUGGAAAUGCUGAAAAAUCAUGAUUUUGCAGGUCAAACGGCAAGCCUGGAAGGAAUAGCUCUCCUGAAUAUCCCCUCAAUCUACGGUGGUUCAAAUCUGUGGGGCAGAAGUCGAAAAUCGAAGGGAAAAAUGCCGGGUUUCUUUCCGAUGAAAAGUGCCGAAAAGCUGCAACUUCAGGCGCGAGUUCAAGAUAUCGGAGAUGGUUUGAUUGAGCUGGUUGGAUUGGAAUCCGCUAUGCAGAUGGGACAAAUUAAGGCGGGAGUGAGGGGAGCGAGAAGGUUGUCGCAGUGCUCGACGGUGGUUAUACAGUGAGUUGUGGCGGCUUUUCCGCAUUGUAGCAAUCCACGUGGCCGCUGACGCGGAAGCUUGCGGUCUACACUCGCUCCGCUCGACCUCGAGCACAUUGCGCGAGUGUAGACCGCAAGCUUCCGCGUCAGCGGCCACAUGGAUUACUAUGAGGUAGAUCAUCAGUAUACUCUUCCGCGUUGUAGCAAUCCACGUGGCCGCUACGCGGAAGAUAGUGCCGCUUCGCGGAAGCUUGCGGUCUACACUCGCUUCGCUCGAGGUCGAGCGGAGCGAGUGUAGAGCGCAAGCUUCCGCGUCAGCGGCACGACCACGUGGAUUACUAUGCGGUAGAUCAUCAGUAUGCUCUUCCGCGUUAUAGCAAUCCACGUGGCCGCUAAAGCGGAAGACAGUGCCGCUGACGCGGAAGCUUGCGGUCUACACUUGCUCCGCUCGACCUCUUUGCUUGAGUGUAGACCGGAAGAUUCCACGUCAGCGGCCACGUGGAAGAUCUCUAUGGUUCCCACGUCAUAAUAGUCCACGUGGUCGUGCCGCUGACGCGGAAGCUUGCGGUCUACACUCGCUCCGCUCGACCUCGAGCGCGGAAGCGCGAGUGUAGACCGCAAGCUUCCGCGUCAGCGGCCACGUGGAAGAUCUCUAUGGUUCCCACGUCAUAAUAAUCCACGUGGUCGUGCCGCUGACGCGGAAGCUUGCGGUCUACACUCGCUUCGCUCGACCUCGAGCGCUUUGCGCGAGUGUAGACCGCAAGCUUCCGCGUCAGCGGCACGACCACGUGGAUUAUUAUGAGGUAGAUCUUCAGUAUGCUCUUCCGCGUUGUAGCAAUCCACGUGGCCGCUAAAGCGGAAGACAGUGCCGCUGACGCGGAAGCUUGCGGUCUACACUCGUAGCUAUACUCUCUGUGUCUCUAUCAUCUAUUGUAGGUUAGAGACGCAGAGGAGCUUGUCAAGGAGUCUGAACCAAAAAUCUAUCUAUAGCUUCUCUGUGUCUCUAGAAUCUCUAAACUCUCUCCUCACAUAGGAAAGUUAGAGACGCAGAGAAGCUAGAUUGACUUAUGACGUGGCACACAGUACCCGAAUGGGUGAAAACUUGAAUCCCCCCAUAAAUUUUCCCUUCAGGACCCACAAAUCAUUCCCAAUGCAAAUCGACGGUGAACCAUGGAUGCAACCGCCGUGCAUAAUUCAAAUAACUCACAAAAAUCAGGCGAAAAUGCUAGUUGGUAAGAAAUUUCAGAAUUUUUGCAACAAAAAAAUCUGAAAUUUUGCAGCUCCGCGAAAACGAAGUUCUUGGAUGCUUUUACGACGACAAUCGACGAAUGAUGAUAAUUGA
This is a messenger RNA of Caenorhabditis angaria, 3455 nucleotides long. NCBI's taxonomy places the organism in Eukaryota, Metazoa, Nematoda, Chromadorea, Rhabditida, Rhabditidae. The record is from the annotation of a GenBank genome assembly.